CGUCACGACAAGAAGACUUCCCGUCACGUUGUUUGUUUCGGUUCGUUGUCAUGUGAUCGCUCGUUUUGUGUUUUAAUUUGUGUUGCAUUGCGGACUUGCUUUCAUUUUCCAAGAACAAUGAAGUGGACAGCUGCUGCUACUGUUUUGCUGCUGUUCAGCUGCUGUCAAGGGCAGAAGAAUACGACGACCCCGACGCCGCUCGUGAUAUGGCAUGGAAUGGGAGAUACUUGUUGCUUCCCCUUCAGUAUGGGACGUAUCAAAGAAAUGGUUGAAGACAGAAUACCGGGCAUCUAUGUGCAUUCCCUUAUGAUUGGUGAAAACAUAGUUGCUGAUGAAGAACAUGGAUACUUUGGAAAUGUGAAUGGGCAAGUUGAAACGGUUUGUCAGAAAUUGGCCAGUGAUCCUCAGCUGCAGAGUGGCUAUCAUGGGAUGGGCUUCUCCCAAGGAAGUCAGUUUUUGCGUGCAGUGGCUGAACGUUGCCCAAACCCACCUAUGAAGAAUUUGAUCACUUUUGGUGGCCAACAUCAAGGUGUCUAUGGCCUUCCUAGCUGUCCAGCGGAACCCAGGCAGUCCCGUAUGUGUGAAUAUAUACGUCGUUUACUCCAUUUCGCUUCAUAUAAUUACCUCAUUCAGCAUAAGCUAGUUCAGGCACAGUAUUGGCAUGAUCCCCUAAAAGAGGACAUCUAUCGAGAUAAGUCUAUCUUCUUGGCUGACAUCAAUAACGAUAAGGAGAUUAAUGACUCCUACAGAACCAAUCUGAAGAAGCUGGAGAAUUUUGUGAUGGUGAAGUUUGUGGAUGACUCCAUGGUGGUUCCUAUUGAAAGCGAGUGGUUUGGAUUUUAUUCACCUGGCCAAGAUGUUCAGGUUUUGCCACUACAACAAACUCAGCUCUACAUUGAGGACCGUCUUGGACUAAAGGAGAUGGAUGAAGCUGGGAAACUGCAUUUCCUAAGUGUCAAUGGUGACCAUUUGCAGUUUGAGGACAAGUGGUUCUUGGAAGAAAUUGUGGAUAAAUUUGUGGCUUAGGAAGCUUGGAUGGAUUUAUUGUUGUGAUGUUUACUACAGUACGUAUUAAGUCUUCUAAAAAUGUGCAAGUUAAUGAAGAAACUGCUGAAAAUACUCGUUACAAGACUUGAAGAUUUUUAAACAUUCUUAUAAACAAAUAACUUUGUUUUGUGCAGACAUCUAUGAUUAGUACAUAUUUUUGUAAAGACUAAUAAAUCCAGUUUUAAUACUUU
Molecule: messenger RNA, 1238 nt
Organism: Macrobrachium nipponense
Lineage: Eukaryota; Metazoa; Arthropoda; Malacostraca; Decapoda; Palaemonidae
Gene: Ppt1
Product: palmitoyl-protein thioesterase 1-like
Exons: 8
Coding region: 118-1026 (302 amino acids)
Biological process (GO): receptor-mediated endocytosis; protein depalmitoylation
Cellular component (GO): lysosome
Molecular function (GO): palmitoyl-(protein) hydrolase activity
Source: RefSeq, a predicted model, not a curated record